This is a messenger RNA of Triticum aestivum (bread wheat), 462 nucleotides long. Its product is annotated as pectinesterase inhibitor 10. Lineage: Eukaryota; Viridiplantae; Streptophyta; Magnoliopsida; Poales; Poaceae. Bases 1 to 441 code for a protein of 146 amino acids. The record is from RefSeq and is a predicted model, not a curated record. The transcript is spliced from 3 exons.
AUGGACUUUCUUGUUCAAAGCCACCCCGACCCAAACCCAAGCGCUAACCACCCCCACGACUCUCUCUCUCUCCCUCUCCCGAUCCAAUCUGGAUCGGGCCGUUCCCCCUUCCCCCUCGCCGCGUCCCCGACGCCACCUCGCUUAGGGCCCCCCUCGUCGGAGCCUCCCGACGCCGCCGCACGCCAUCUCCUCCCGCACGAUGCCUCCCCCUCGACGCGGACUGAAUCGGCGGCUCGAUCCCGCGGCGCCCCGAGCCCUGACGCCGUGCCGUCGCUGCUCACCACCACCUCGUCGGCGUCGCCUCGUCUUCGUCCUCCUCCCCAUCGGACGCCCCCACGCCUCGACGCCCCCCUGCUCUCCAACGCCGAUGGUGGAUCCUUGGAGCCAGAUGCCACCGCCGACGGAUACUGCUACGUGGAGACCGCCGAUGACCAGGAGUAGUUAGGAGGUCCCAGGCAGGAG